This is a messenger RNA of Abrus precatorius (Indian licorice), 2245 nucleotides long. RefSeq names its product pentatricopeptide repeat-containing protein At1g10910, chloroplastic. Lineage: Eukaryota; Viridiplantae; Streptophyta; Magnoliopsida; Fabales; Fabaceae. The transcript is spliced from 10 exons. The coding region runs from base 63 to 1970 and encodes 635 amino acids. Gene Ontology annotation, molecular function: protein binding. The record is from RefSeq and is a predicted model, not a curated record.
AAUCCAAAUCCAGUGUCUGCUACUGUAACAUCUGAGCUUGCUGAGAGUGAGAAGAAUGAGAAAUGGAGAUAUCGUGUGCAGUUGCAUUGGGAAUGGCGUUUGGCGUUUCACCAAUCCCUUCUCUCUCAGUUUCUGCGUCUACAACGGAACCACAGCACACUCACACUUCUACAAAUGCCAUCAAAAUUCGAAGUUCGAAACCCUUCCAAGCAAGAAAAGCAGCAACACUUGAAGUUCAGAAUGCUUCUGAUUUGGCUUCAGCUCUUGCCAGGGUGGGAGAAACGUUGACGGUCAAAGACCUCAAUGCCACUUUGCAUCACUUUAGAAAUUCAAACAAAUUUCACCAUCUCUCUCAGUUGUUUUCAUGGAUGCAAGAAAACGAUAAGGUUGAUGUCUCAUCUUAUUCACAUUACAUAAGGUUCAUGGCGAAUAAAAUGGAUGCUGCUAAGAUGCUGAAGCUGUACCACAGCAUUCCAGAUGAAGCAGCCAAGAACGAUAUACUUGUGUGUAAUUCCAUUCUUAGUUUCUUAAUCAAGAAUGGGAAGUUUGAUUCUGCCGUAAAACUGUUUCAGCAGAUGAAAGAAGAUGGUCUGGUCCCAGAUGUUGUUACCUAUAGCACUCUUCUUGCAGGUUGCGCUAAAAUAGAAGGUGGAUAUCCUAAGGCGCUGGAACUACUUCAAGAAUUGCAACACAAUAAACUGCGGAUGGAUGAUGUAAUUUAUGGGACUAUUCUGGCAGUGUGUGCUUCCAAUAGUAAAUGGGAAGAAGCGGAAUACUAUUUUAACCAGAUGAAGGGUGAAGGUCACUCGCCAAAUGUUUAUCACUACAGCUCUUUGCUCAAUGCUUAUUCAGCAUGCGGAAACUACAAAAAGGCUGAUAUGUUGCUUCAAGAUAUGAAAUCUGAAGGGUUAGUACCAAACAAGGUCAUUUUGACAACCUUACUAAAGGUAUAUGUUAGAGGAGGUUUGUUUGAGAAGUCAAGAGAAUUACUAGCCGAACUGAAAUCUUUGGGCUAUGCAGAAGAUGAGAUGCCAUACUGUGUAUUAAUGGAUGGCCUAGCCAAGGCAGGACAAAUACAUGAAGCCAAACUAAUUUUUGACGAAAUGAUGAGAAACCAUGUCAGCUCUGAUGGCUAUGCUCACAGUAUCAUGAUAUCAGCAUUUUGCCGAGGCAAGCUUUUUGGGGAUGCAAAGCAAUUGGCCAAGGAUUUUGAAACCACCUUUAACAAAUAUGACGUAGUUCUAUUGAAUUCAAUGCUCUGUGCUUUCUGUAGAGCAGGUGAAAUGGAAAGUGUGAUGGAAACUCUUAGAAAGAUGGAUGAAUUGGCAAUCAGUCCUGACUACAAUACCUUCCAUAUUCUAAUCAAAUAUUUCUGUAGGGAAAAAAUGUAUCUAUUAGCUUAUCGAACCCUGGAGGACAUGCGUAGUAAAGGCUAUCAACCAGUGGAGGAAAUUUGUUCCACUUUAAUAUCCCACCUUGGCCAGGUAAAUGCUUAUUCAGAGGCAUUUUCUGUGUACAAUAUGUUGAAAUAUAGCAAGAGAACAAUGUGCAAGGCACUUCAUGAGAAGAUUCUUCACAUUCUCUUAGCAGGACGGCUUUUCAAAGAUGCAUAUGUAGUAGUCAAGGAUAAUGCAGCAUUUAUUUCUCAACCUGUCAUAAAAAAAUUUGCCAGUGCAUUUUUGAAGUCAGGUAACAUCAACUUGAUAAAUGAUGUUAUGAAGACCCUCCAUGAUUGCGGCUACAAGAUUGAUCAGGAUUUAUUUGAGAUGGCUGUAUCACGCUAUUUAGGUCACCCUGAUAAGAAGGACUUGCUUCUGCACUUACUACAGUGGAUGCCAGGCCAAGGUUAUGUGGUUAAUUCUUCAACAAGGAAUCUAAUCCUCAAGAAUUCACACUUAUUUGGUCGUCAGCUAAUUGCUGAAGUUUUGUCCAAGCAACAAAUAAAGUUAAAAGCACAAAAAUCUCGGUAGAUAGAGCAUGCAAAAUUUUGCCAUUGAGAUAGUGCUUGUUGACCGUUCUGUGUACUGAUAAUUCGAAGCUCCUAGUCCCCAAGCCUAUGGUACCCUGCAUCAUGCACUCAUUGCAUCACUUCAUUUUUGGUCCCAUAAAAUUUUCGGUUAAGUUGUGAUUAAUAGCUUAUAUACACCUAAAUUCUUAUGGUGUAGAUUGACGAGUGUAUAUAAACAGAUAUAAAUGUAUUAAGUCGAAUAGUUAUAAUAUGAUCCUAUAAUCUUUUGACUUCUGG